Molecule: messenger RNA, 2136 nt
Organism: Fusarium odoratissimum NRRL 54006
Lineage: Eukaryota; Fungi; Ascomycota; Sordariomycetes; Hypocreales; Nectriaceae
Exons: 1
Coding region: 1-2136 (711 amino acids)
Source: RefSeq, a predicted model, not a curated record
AUGGAGCUCAUCCCUUUUCUUCACUCGUUCUUUCAGCAAGGGCUGGUGCGCAGUAACCACGAGGCAUGGAUCAUAUCUCGCUUCAUACUGUGGAGUCUGGAGCACACAGACAUCUCGUCUGCAGGCCUAGCCUUGAGACAUGCCCCUGAAAUCUUCAAAGGCGAGAAAGAUACCCCUGCUUUCGGCUUCCCUUGUGGCCUCUUCCCUGGUGGUUUAUUCUCAUCCUAUAUCCAACUUUACCACAUCGAAAACCCUAUGGCACGACGUAGGGUUGUCACCUGGUUAUUGGAAAAUGGUUAUUCGUUAAGGCAAAGAGAUUUACCAGCACUUAUCAUCUGGUUACUGUCCCCCGAUAGCGAUGGUAGCGGGAGCACUGAUCAACCGGGGCCCAGAGCUCGCGCGGAAGAGGAGCCGGUACAUCUCGCAGCAAUCCUAAAAAAGGCACAGGUAACUUCCGAAAACUUGUCAUAUACAUUUUAUGCGCUCCUCAAAACCAAACAGCCUCUCGAAGCUCUGGUCAAUGCAAUCGAGGGUCUUGAAGACAUCAGUCUAUCACGACUUAUCCGAGUACCUCCAUCUGCAGUGGGAAUUGAAUUCACUGGAAACAGCUUUCUCGACCUUUUCAUUACGACGCCUCUUAUGUUCCUGGCUAAUGACUGGAAGUCACGAGCUAUCAAACUGCUUGCUAGACAUCUGGAUUGCCAAGAUUUAGCCACCGCAUUGGAUCACUCCGACGGCCUGUUCCUCGUCAAGGCAGUACUUAGAUCUGACUUCGCACUCCUCGAUGCCCUCAUCUCUAACGACAUAUUUCGGUCAUACAUUUCGGGAAAGGGUUCCUGGCUUGGUAAUGCUUGGAUUGAAUUGGACUACAGUCAAGCAAGCUGGGAUCGGCGCAUUGUGCAUGAUGUGAGCACGGAGCUUGCUGACGCUCCAUUCCUCAGUUACGAUAGACUCAUUUAUAUGCCAGACCCUAUGAGGAUCCAGCCCGACAAGCGUAAGAUGCUUGAGAUUGAGGCUAGCAGAAGAGGUAAGAAGGAUUAUGAAGCAUUAGGUGCGGCGCUGCGGCGGUUCAGCACGGAGGGUGAGCUCAGCCAACGCGACACUUUCAUGCAAGAACUUCGAAGUUUAGUUGCGAGAUUAGCUGAAAUAGAUAUCCGCCCUACCAUCCUCCACCACUGUGUCUUUGGAAUCACUGUCGAAGAUGCAGUUAUGAUUGAGCCUAGCCUUCGGCCAAUAGUACUUCUCUCAGAGGUAAUUGGGGAAGUCUUGCAACUUAUCGAAUGCCGGGUGAAGGAUACAGUACCUGAGCAGAGUUUGAGGUUUGCUAUCAACGAGCGAUGGAGCCUAGGUGCUCAGUACACCAUCUUCUACCUCCUGGGAUCUCCCGAUCAAAGAGGACAAGUAGAAGAUGUCGACUCAUCCGCUUCUACAGAGGAAUCUUGUUCUCCUUAUCGUCUGACGACAAUGAGACUCUUGAAGGCUCAGAUGAAGCUUCAGCAACUCAGCACCAUUUUUCAGGCACAGACUGCUUCGGUUUAUGGAGACGAGGCAUUUCCUGACCAUAUAGGCCCCCAGGAGCGGAGCAGAUACCGUGUUCUGAAAGCCCCUUCUCAUUGCAAAAGCGACUUGAUGACUGAAGUCCUCCAGGAACAAUGUCCUCAACGCAGGCUCGUGAUACUAGUGGAUACUGUGGCUCGAUGCAGGGAGCUCAAUAUUCCAGAUCUGGACAACCACAGCUCCCUUUUGGCCGUCAACCUUGACAGAAACAUGGCAGUUCACCUUCAAGAGCUGGAACACAAUCUUCAAGUAGCACUCUUUAGCAAGUGCUGGUUCACUGACCCGCAAACUCUCUCGAUUCUCGAGGGUCACAUGGCAGGAAGUCAUGGCUUAUUUCUCAUGGUUCUACUUGAGGCGGGAGCCUGGCUCAGACGGCUGCAACUUGUACUUGUCCGAUUACUCACGCCUGACGACAUGCCGACUAUGAGACAAAGGGAGCAUCUCUCCAAGAUUGCGGAUUUGAAGCUUCGAAUAGCACAUGCGCUCACAAGUAGAAUUCAACAUGAAGCGACGAAGCGUGGUCUGCAAGUAGACCCGACACAGAUGGUCCCGCGUUUUCUAGCUCGUUUGAUGCGGUGA